This is a messenger RNA of Symbiodinium natans, 1509 nucleotides long. Lineage: Eukaryota; Dinophyceae; Suessiales; Symbiodiniaceae. The record is from the annotation of a GenBank genome assembly.
AUGGCAGCGCCAAGCCGAGAUGAUUCGCAGCCAUCUUUGCCAAGCCUGCCGGUCACUGUCGCCUCGGCGUUGGAUCGGUCACCGCUGGGCUCAGGUGAGUACAGCAACCCCGUUGAUGGCCACGGGAGCCAGACGUCUGCUGAAAAAGACAGCCCCUGCCCCAGCUACCAUCAGACCUCGAUGGAAUACCAUCAGUCAUCGAUGGAGAGCCCGGGAUUCCGAAAAAGAGCUGCAGGCGGGAUCAGCAGCAAUUUCAUCAAGGCCAAGCAGGUGGAUGAGAUGUCCAACCACUCCAGUUACACGGGCAAGGUCCGUGCAUUUACGCUGAAGCUGCUUCAGAGUACGCGCUUCGCGAACUUCAUGGCCCUCAUAGUGUUGUUCGAUGCAUCUUCGCUCAUUGUGGACAUCGAUGCACGGGCUGCCGGAGAAUCUCCUCCAGAAGUGCUGAUGCUGAUGUCUGACCUGUGCCUGGCUAUGUACACCGCUGAGCUGGUCCUGCUGAUCAUGCUCCGAGGUUGGCAGAAGCUGCUGGAGUGGCUGGUAAUGGUCGAUGCCAUCAUUGUUGGCUGCGGCUACGCGGAACUGAUUGCUGGCAACUUUCUGGCCUCCGACAACCAGGGCUCGGUCAGCGUCUUCGGUAUGCUGCGAGUCCUGAGACUGGCCCGGAUCAUCCGCCUGGUACGGCUGCUGCGGAAGGCCCCUAGACUUCGAGAGCUGCAGAAGCUGGUCACCAUGAUGGCCACCUGCUUGAAGGCCCUUGCUUGGUCCUUCGUCUUCUGCUUCGUGAUCAUGACCAUAUGGGCGAUGCUGCUGGUGGAAUGGGUCGGCCCUCUGAUCAAGAAGCUUAUGGAGGAUCCUGAGCAUGAACUCUGGCAACGCUGCGGGCAGGAGUGCCAACUGCUGACGAGCACGGUCAUGAACGCGAAUGUCCUGCUGUUCAAGACGGUAAUUGCCGGGGACAGCUGGGGCUUGAUCGCAGUUCCGGUUAUUCAAGAGUAUCCUGCGACGGCCAUCAUCUUCAUGGGCUCGCUGCUGACACUGGUCUUCGGCGUCCUGAACCUGAUCGUCGCAGUGGUUGUAGACACUUUUGCGGAAGCACGUGAGCGCGACGUGCUGAAUCUGGCAGAAGAGAUGGAGCGAAACCACGAAAACGACAAGAAGUUCCUGCAAAAAGUUUUCGAGCGGAUCGAUGAAGAUGGUAGCGGCGAGCUCACACUGGAAGAGCUUGUGGAGGGAGCAAGGAAAGACCCUGAGUUUCAGAGUCGGCUGCGGGUGAUGGACAUCGACGAGGUGGACCUGCAACAGCUCUUUGAGAUGAUUGACGUGGACGGGUCGGGUGCCAUCGAGGCCGCGGAAUUCAUCGCGCCACUUAGCCGAUGGGUCCACGACUCCAAGACGGCUCCACGUUUCAUCAAGUACAACAUGCUACGGUCAAUGCAGCAGCAGGAAGAGAUCUACCGGCAGUCGCAGUUCCACUACAACUCUCUCUCCGUUCGAAUGGUGGCCUGA